AUGGAUUCAAGAACUGUGGGAAUUUUAGGCGGGGGUCAGCUAGGUCGUAUGCUAGUUGAAGCUGCGAACAGACUUAACAUCAAGACUGUGAUACUUGAUGCCCCAAACUCACCGGCAAAACAAAUUAGUAAUUCAACUGAACAUAUUGAUGGAUCGUUUACCAAUGCAAACGAUAUUAAAGAACUUGCUAAGAAAUGUGAUGUUUUAACAAUCGAGAUCGAACAUAUCGAUGUGGAAACCCUUAAAGAGUUAAGAGUUAUAAACCCUAAUUUAAGUAUUUAUCCAUCUCCUGAAACCAUAGAAAUAAUUCAAGAUAAAUAUAUUCAAAAGGAACAUCUAAUAAAAAAUGGUUUGAAAGUUGCUACUAGUCAAGCUAUUGAAACCCCUAAUGUGGACUCAUUGAUAAAAAUUGGUGAAGAAUAUGGUUAUCCAUUUGUCUUAAAAUCUAGAAAAUUUGCUUAUGAUGGUAGAGGUAACUUUAUUGUUAAAGAUAAAGAUUCCAUACCAACUGCUUUAGAGGCUCUAAAGGAUCGUACUUUGUACGCUGAAAAAUGGGCUCCUUUUGUUAAGGAAUUUGCAGUCAUGAUUGUCCGUACUAUCGAUGGUCGUGUCUUCUCAUAUCCUGUUGUAGAGACUAUUCACCAAAAUAGUAUUUGUCAUUUGUGCUACGCUCCAGCUAGGGUUCCUGACUCAGUGCAGUUGAAAGCAAAAUUAAUGGCAGAAAAUACUAUAAAAUCUUUCCCAUCCUGUGGUAUCUUUGGCGUCGAAAUGUUUUAUUUGGAGAAUGGUGAAAUAUUAAUAAACGAAGUUGCUCCAAGACCACAUAAUUCCGGUCAUUUCAGUAUCGAUGCAUGUAUCACAUCUCAAUUUGAAGCUCACAUUAGAGCUAUUCUUGAUUUACCAAUUCCAAAAAACUUUGGCAGUCUAACAACUACUAACACAAAUGCUAUCAUGUUAAAUGUUCUUGGUGCUCCUGAUAAAAAUGGUGAAUUGAAAACAUGCGAACGGGCCUUAGCUACACCUGGUGCAUCAGUAUAUCUGUAUGGUAAAGAAUCUCGUCCAAAUAGAAAAGUCGGUCAUAUCAAUAUUAUAUCAUCGUCGAUGACUGAAUGUGAAAGAAAAUUACAAUAUAUAAUGGGUAAUACCAACGAACAAUUUAAAGUUUCAGUUGCAGAUAGGAUAUUGCAACAUUCAAAAAAGACUCCAUUAGUUGGUAUUAUCAUGGGCUCUGAUUCGGAUUUACCUGUCAUGUCUGCGGCAUGUAGAAUUUUAGAACAAUUUGAGGUCCCUUUUGAAGUUACUAUUGUAUCUGCCCAUAGAACACCACAUAGAAUGAGUGCGUAUGCUAUUGAAGCCUCCCAGCGUGGUAUUAAGACUAUUAUUGCAGGUGCUGGUGGUGCAGCCCAUUUACCAGGUAUGGUUGCAGCAAUGACUGCUCUUCCAGUCAUAGGUGUUCCUGUAAAAGGGUCAACUUUGGAUGGUGUUGAUUCCCUUCAUUCAAUUGUCCAGAUGCCUAGAGGUGUACCUGUUGCAACAGUUGCUAUCAAUAACAGUACAAACGCAGCCUUGCUAGCGAUCAGAAUGUUAGGUAUUUAUGAUUCAACAUAUUUGACAAAGAUGCAAGAAUUUUUGUUAAGACAAGAGGAAGAAGUUCUAGAAAAAGCUGCAAGACUAGAGGAUAUUGGAUAUGAUAGUUAUCUUAAUUCCAAAUAA
This is a messenger RNA of Maudiozyma saulgeensis, 1713 nucleotides long. The record is from the annotation of a GenBank genome assembly. NCBI's taxonomy places the organism in Eukaryota, Fungi, Ascomycota, Saccharomycetes, Saccharomycetales, Saccharomycetaceae.